This is a messenger RNA of Propithecus coquereli (Coquerel's sifaka), 1810 nucleotides long. It is a transcript of the gene FGG, whose product is annotated as fibrinogen gamma chain. The record is from RefSeq and is a predicted model, not a curated record. Gene Ontology annotation, biological process: platelet activation; blood coagulation; protein polymerization. Lineage: Eukaryota; Metazoa; Chordata; Mammalia; Primates; Indriidae. Gene Ontology annotation, molecular function: signaling receptor binding. The transcript has 9 exons. Bases 186 to 1523 code for a protein of 445 amino acids. Gene Ontology annotation, cellular component: fibrinogen complex.
UGGGGGUCAGGAUGAGGAAAAAGGGACAGGAAAGAUGUCUCCACCCUUCUGGUAAGGAAGUCUCGUGACAAGCUCCAGCCACUAGCAGUCCCGGCCGUCCCAGGAGCUUACAUAAAGGGACAAUUGGAGCCUGGGAGGCCACAGUGCUGACUACGAGGCUCGGCGCACCGGGCACCCUAGGCAUCAUGAGUUGGUCCUUGCACCCCCGGAGUUUAAUCCUCAACUUCUACGCUCUUUUAUUACUCUCUUCAACAUGCCUGGCAUAUGUUGCUACCAGAGACAACUGCUGCAUCUUAGAUGAACGAUUUGGUAGUUUUUGCCCAACUACCUGUGGCAUUGCAGAUUUCCUCUCUACUUACCAAACCAAAGUAGAUAAGGACCUACAGACUUUGGAAGACAUCUUAAAUCAAGCUGAAAACAGCACAGCAGAAGCCAAAGAAUUGAUCAAAGCACUCCAAGUCAGCUAUAAUCCUAAUGAACCAACAAAACCAAAUACGGUAGAGAGUGCUACUCUGAAUUCCAAGAAAAUGCUAGAAGAAAUUAUGAAAUAUGAAACAUUGAUUUUAUCACAUGACUCAAGUAUUCGGUAUUUACAGGAAAUAUAUAAUACAAAUAAUCAGAAGAUCAUGAACCUGAGACAGAAGGUAGCCCAGCUUGAAGAAAAGUGCCAGGAACCUUGCAAAGACACAGUACAAAUACACGACAUAACUGGAAAAGAUUGCCAAGACAUUGCCAAUAAGGGAGCCAAAGUGAGUGGGCUUUACUUUGUCAAACCUCUAAAAGCUAAGCAGCAGUUCUUAGUCUACUGUGAAAUCGAUGGAUCUGGAAAUGGAUGGACUGUGCUUCAGAAGAGACUUGACGGCAGUCUAGAUUUCAAGAAAAACUGGAUUCAAUAUAAAGAAGGGUUUGGACACCUGUCUCCUACUGGCACCACAGAGUUCUGGCUCGGAAAUGAGAAGAUUCAUUUGAUAAGCACACAGUCUGCAAUCCCAUAUGUAUUAAGAGUGGAACUGGAAGACUGGAAUGGAAGAACCAGUCAUGCAGACUAUGCCAUGUUCAAGGUGGCACCUGAAGCUGACAAGUACCGCUUGACAUAUGCCUACUUCAUUGGUGGAGAAGCUGGAGAUGCCUUUGAUGGCUAUGAUUUUGGUGAUGAUCCUAGUGACAAAUUUUUCACAUCCCACAAUGGCAUGCAGUUCAGUACCUGGGACAAUGACAAUGAUAAGUUUGAAGGCAACUGUGCUGAACAGGAUGGAUCUGGUUGGUGGAUGAACAAGUGUCACGCUGGCCACCUCAAUGGAAUUUAUUACCAAGGUGGCACUUACUCAAAAGCGUCUACUCCUAAUGGUUAUGAUAACGGCAUUAUCUGGGCCACUUGGAAAUCCCGGUGGUAUUCCAUGAAGAAAACCACUAUGAAGAUGAUCCCAUACAACAGACUCUCCAUUGGAGAAGGACAGCAACACCACCUGGGGGGAUCAAAGCAGGUGGGGCCAGAACACAACGUGGAAAUAGAAUAUGACUAAGUCAUUUUACCCUGGGGCUGAUUUGUAGAAAAUUAACUGCUAAUAUCUAUUGAUCCACAAAAUUUCAGAAAUUUUCUGAAAGUUUCUUCCUAUUUUCUCUCACCAUAUUUAUUGAUUUUAAGUCUUCUAUUAAGGAUAUUUAGCCUUAAAUGGAAAUUAAAACUCACUUUGGACUGUAUUUCCAAAUCGCUGAAAUCAGAGUUAUUUAAAAAUUGUCAAUUUGAAGACAUAACGUUUUGACUUAUUUCCUUCUAUGAUAAUAAAACUUUAUCAUUUUUUUGCAUUUU